Molecule: messenger RNA, 1873 nt
Organism: Oryzias melastigma (Indian medaka)
Lineage: Eukaryota; Metazoa; Chordata; Actinopteri; Beloniformes; Adrianichthyidae
Gene: trmu
Product: tRNA 5-methylaminomethyl-2-thiouridylate methyltransferase
Exons: 11
Coding region: 61-1311 (416 amino acids)
Biological process (GO): tRNA wobble position uridine thiolation
Cellular component (GO): mitochondrion
Molecular function (GO): sulfurtransferase activity
Source: RefSeq, a predicted model, not a curated record
UGUCGAGGCUUUUCAAAACAUAAACGUGCAGGUUGUAGGUUGUUUUGAAAGGCGGACAGCAUGGGUUUGAUUCGACACGUCGUGUGCGCCAUGUCCGGCGGGGUUGACAGCUCCGUGGCGGCUCUGCUGCUGAAGAAAAGAGGCUAUAACGUGACGGGAGUGUUCAUGAGGAACUGGGACUCUCUGGAUGAGAGGGGGGUCUGCAGCACAGAGAGGGACUGUGAGGACGCCUUCAGGGUCUGUCAGAUCCUGGACAUCCCCUUCCAUCAGGUCUCAUACGUCAAGGAGUACUGGCACGAGGUCUUCAGUUAUCUGUUAAAAGAAUACGAGAAAGGCAGAACCCCAAACCCGGACAUCCUGUGCAACAAACACAUCAAAUUCAACCAUUUUCACAAGUAUUCCAUCCACACGCUGGGUGCGGAUGCCAUGGCGACAGGUCACUACGCCAGGACGUCGCAGGAGGAUGACGAGGUCUUCCAGCAGUCCCACGUGGCCCCUCCCACCACGCUUUUCAGAGACCGAUUCCAGAUGAAAAACCCUGUGAGGCUCCACAAAGCAGCCGAUCACCUCAAAGACCAGACCUUCUUCCUGAGCCAGAUCCCCCAGGAUGCUUUGAGGCAGAGCAUGUUCCCACUGGCCGGACUCACCAAAGAGUUUGUGAAAAAGAUGGCCGCCGAGGCCGGCCUCCACCACGUCCUGAAGAAGAAGGAGAGCAUGGGGAUCUGCUUCAUCGGAGAAAGGAACUUCGAGAGCUUCAUUCUGGAGUACUUGGAGCCGAAACCGGGAAACUUUGUGUCUGUUGAGGACGGCGCCGUGAUGGGAUCACAUAAAGGCUGGUUCACUCUGACUCUGGGUCAGAGGGCGAGGAUCGGGGGCCUGAAGGACCCCUGGUUUGUGGUGGAUAAAGACGUUGUGACUGGAGACGUGUUUGUGGCUCCAACAACCAAUCACCCGGCUCUGUUUCGGGACACUCUAAAAACCGACCGCUUCCACUGGGUGACGCUUGACCCGCCUCUAGAGUUAGCUCGCAGUCAGAUGAUGGAGUGUCAUUUCCGCUUCAUCCACCAGAUGCCACUCGUCCCGUGCUCAGUGACUCUGAACAUGGACGGCUCCGUGUGGAUUUCUCUCUCCCAGCCGGUCCGAGCCCUAACACCUGGACAGUUCGCAGUGCUCUACAAAGGCGACGAGUGUCUGGGCAGCGGGAAGAUCGUGCAGCUGGGGCCCAGUGAGUUCACGCUGCAGAAGGGCAGAGAGCGGCUUGUGGCCAGCUUGCAGAACAAAGAGCUUCCCACUCCUGAAACGAGCAGCUGAGGCGGUCCAGCUGUGUGGAGCCACCUCCAUCCUCCAUCGGAGGAACCACCUGAGGGAGUGGGAUGGGGGUAGAGACUUAAAAUGAUCCCUUUUUUGGGAAAAGGCACUCUAGAAUUGUUGUAUUUUAGCAUACAGAAGAAAAAAAAACAGCUGCUGGUUCACUCUGGACUUAUAAGUUUGUACGCCAGGCAUGAAUCAGUGAAAACUUCUAUUUUAACACUUUUUCUCAUUAUUUUUUUUUACAAACUUGUAAAAACUUUUUAAAAGUAAAAAUUAAGGCCUUCCACAUAGUUUUGUUUUAGAAACUCAACAGUUUUUAACCAGAGGAAGUGUAAUAUUUCAUAUAAAUAUAUUAUUUAUUCUAGUUUUUCCUUCAACUUUUUAAAGCUGCUCAACUUUCCAGAACUUUCAUAAAAAUGGGUUGUUGCAAAAUAUGACUUUUGUGCCUAAUGUUGGUUAUGGGCUUAUAAACACCAAAAGGUUUGACUUUUAGUAUUUAAAGACCAACAAUAUGUUCAUUAAAGCUGCUACAACAAUGAAUAAAAUGGCUGUUUUUACUUGA